Molecule: messenger RNA, 1470 nt
Organism: Phytophthora nicotianae INRA-310
Lineage: Eukaryota; Oomycota; Peronosporomycetes; Peronosporales; Peronosporaceae
Exons: 2
Coding region: 1-1470 (489 amino acids)
Source: RefSeq, a predicted model, not a curated record
AUGCUCUUGAUCGAGUGCAUCCCGUUAAAAGACCCUGAAUUAGGCUGGAGGACAAGUUGGACGAUGUUCGUCCGUGUGUUUAUCACAGCGAUUUUCGUUGGAGGUGGCAUCGUUUUUCUCACAAGAGCGAUCAUCGAAGAAGGUAAAAUAUCACUAUCUCGCGCCAUUGGUAUCACCAUUAUUGCGGCAACUCUGUACACUGGACUCGGCUGUUUACUGGCCUCAAUGUGGAGGUUCCCCAUCCCAUUUGGAAUCGUCUUGUUAGUUUGCCCUUUUGUGUCGAUUAUCGUUAAUCUCAUCGUACUUAGUAUCGAUCGGAACGAACUCAAAACGAACCAGAAGCUGCGGAAACAACUAAUUGGACACAUUAUCGGAUCAUCUGCCCAAUCGCUACUAGUAGUGGCAUACCCGACGUUCAACGCUGUAUUUCUUCAGCUGUCAGGGCUGGAGCAGGCGGUGUUUAUGCUCGUUCUACCAGUGAUCAAAUUCAUCACGAAACAAAUUAUCGCCAAAGUUGCAACAUAUCUACAAGACUAUAUCGGUACUGUCAUCAUCUUCUCGGUGGAUGUUUUCAAUGUUUUGUACGUGGCUAUUUGUAUGCAGACAGCUAGAUCGUUGCUUACGACAGUGUUAGUGAUGUCGACCGAUGUCUUUCACAUUAUCCUCGCUCUCCGAAGUAUUUACAACCACACUAACUGGAUUCGACAGCAAAAUGAAGACAAAGAGAAUUACAUCGAUAGACUACUAUCAUAUCUGGAUAAGUUUAAGCCAACGACGACGCCAUACACUGGCCCAAUUCGACUGCUGAUGCCAUACAAACUACCGCUCUCUGAUACCAGCAAAGACUUCUUACUUGCUCUGGACCAGAAAUGGAGCUCUACAACUCCAACGGCGAAUACUCAGCAAGAAAUGGCAUGUAUAACUAGUCCGACACUAGCAUUUGGGCCAUCAACGCAGCUCGUUCCAAGUCAACUGGCAAGCCAAAAUCUUAGCGUGCCGGUACUUUCUAAUUCGCAACGUUCGACUCAUAGAUCGAUUGGAGUAACAGUGUCUCGUGGGAGACUUGAGAGGUCCAUUCAAGAGGGACUAAAAGUACUAUUCCAUUGUGAAUACGUUAUCCUGUCCGAGUACAUCGAGUGCAUGCUUCCUAUAGUAUACGCUGGAUAUCUUGCUGGCCUUUACCACCUCCCCACCGCUGCGUACUAUCCCUUUACAAAGUCUCUCACUCCUGCGAAGCUGACGUCAACUCUUAUCCAACUGGUCAUGUAUGGAUCGCUCGAAUUUGUGUCAUUCGUAGGGUUGCACGUGAUGCUCAGAAAGAGGCUGGGAUUCUCUCCAGUAUAUCAACUCGCGUUUGUACUGGAAACCCACGCUGUUAUACUUCAAAGUCUACUCUUUAUCUGGAUCCUCUUCAUUGUUCAGUUGACGCUGGUGCAUGCAGGAGUUGAUUUCAACGCACCGUUUCAGUAA